UAAAACUGAUUACAGGUGUAAGAAAAAGGAGAAAAUGUUUCACAGUUAUUUUCUUUUUUUUUUCAAUUUGAUCUCGUUUUAAAUCUUGUAUGUCAUUUAAUUUCAUUAAUGCUUGUUUCCAAUUGCGUUUGUUCGGAAUAAGUUAUUUUUCCGCAAACUUGAACAGUAUGAUGUCGAUAACAAUGUAAUAUUCUUCGGUUGUCUGUAUUCACGUGUGAUGUAUAUACCAAUUAAACUGUUAUAAAGUUAUGAGCCAACCAUUGUCAUAAUUAUUACCUUUCAAAUGUUGAAAGUCAUACAGAUGGGCAUACAAGCUUUUAUGGUUUUAGCCUCAAAGGUGUGGGCUUGCAUAUGUUUUCUUAUAAAACGACAGAUUAAAACCGUUCGUCAAUAUCAACCUGUUAAAUAUGGUGUAUUUCCACUAUUACCAUUAUCCAGGCAUAGAUUAAGUAUGGUAAAGCGGAAAGUUUUGGUGCUAGAUUUAGAUGAGACAUUAAUCCAUUCACACCAUGAAGGUGUUCUACGUCAUCCGUCCAAACCAGAAAUGCCACCAGAUUUCAUUUUAAAAGUUACCAUUGAACGACAUCCUGUAAGAUUUUAUGUUCAUAAAAGGCCACAUGUUGAUUUUUUUUUAGAUGUUGUUUCAAAAUGGUAUGAACUAGUAGUCUUUACAGCUAGUAUGCAAAUUUAUGGUGCUGCAGUUGCUGAUAAAUUAGACAAUCGAAGAGGGAUAUUAAAAAGACGAUUUUACAGGCAACACUGUACACCUGAAAUGGGUUCUUACACUAAAGAUUUGACAUCAGUUUCAAAUGAUCUAUCAAGUGUUUUUAUCCUUGAUAAUUCACCAGCAGCUUAUCGAGCAUUUUCUGAUAAUGCAAUACCAAUAAAAUCUUGGUAUUCAGAUACUUCAGAUACUGCAUUGUUAAAUCUCUUACCAAUGUUGGAUGCGCUACGAUUUACUGAUGAUGUACGUAGUGUUUUAAGUAGAAAUUUACACAAUCAUAAUUUAUGGCAAUGAUCUGUUCAAGAAAAAAGUGUUUUGGGUUUCUUAUAAAACAAUAUUUUUGAUAUAUUACCAUAAAAAAAUGAGAAUAUACUAACAAUACUGACUUAUAGCGAAAAUAUUUAAUUUAUACAAGUAUAAAACAUAAUAAAUGGAAAGGGUAUACCUUAAUUUUUUCAAACAGCAAUACA
Messenger RNA from Sipha flava (yellow sugarcane aphid), 1194 nucleotides. RefSeq names its product CTD nuclear envelope phosphatase 1 (gene Dd). Lineage: Eukaryota; Metazoa; Arthropoda; Insecta; Hemiptera; Aphididae. Gene Ontology annotation, molecular function: protein serine/threonine phosphatase activity. Bases 284 to 1018 code for a protein of 244 amino acids. The record is from RefSeq and is a predicted model, not a curated record. The transcript has 6 exons.